Trematosphaeria pertusa is the source of this 1026-nucleotide messenger RNA. RefSeq lists its product as uncharacterized. NCBI's taxonomy places the organism in Eukaryota, Fungi, Ascomycota, Dothideomycetes, Pleosporales, Trematosphaeriaceae. The transcript has 2 exons. The record is from RefSeq and is a predicted model, not a curated record. Bases 261 to 755 code for a protein of 164 amino acids.
CGCAGGUUGACCACAACCUUCACUUGGGAUUGACGAGCGACGCCGGGCAGCCUCUGCGCUCGGAUCCCUUCAGCCCCUCCGGCUGCGUCUGCGCAAGUUUCGCCGCCGGUCUUAGGCCGGGUUCGUCAAUUUAGCAUCGUAAGGCUCGAGCAGUUCGCGAUAUAUCUCGCGUAGCUUCUAGUGUGUCCCCGCUCCGCACUAUUAACAGCCUGACCUUACGCUAGGUCCCUGGCGUCUCCCUGGAGAUUUCACCGCCCAACAUGCGCCCUGCCAAACCCGAAUCCGACGGCGGUGCUACGAAUAUCGAUCGAUCGCAACGCCGCAAGGUCCACGACAAUGUUAAGCCGAUCAAGAAUAGGUGGGAAGACUGGCCACCGACAAGCGGACCAGCGCUCGCUGAGCACCAGAGGGUAGGCUACCGCAUGGACUUAAUCGCACACACGGCGAGCGAGUCUGCAAACGGUACUAGUCCCCAGACUCUGUCAACGCUCAUGCGUUACGAGCGAGCUGCUAGUCCGCUCAAGGGAGCCCUUGAGUAUACGUUGCGAGCUGUUACUCCUCUCAUGGGAGCAUUGAACCAUACGUUUCGAGCUGGAGUCCCGCUGCCGGGGACAUCUUUCAAAUACGUUACCUUUCAUACAUGCGGAGGAUGCCAUGGGGUCUUUUGGAAAGUGGUUUCACGCGGACAUGCUUUCCUACGCUGUCCGCCCCCCCUCCCUCCACCGGAGCCAUACACGACAGGGCAGACUCAAUAGUCGCUGCAUACUUCGAUACUCUACGGUCGACUAUGACGCGGCUACUGACGUUGUGCACUGAUUGUGGCUUCUUUCCACCUUACCACAUAGCCCUCACUGCUGUCGCUCUUUCGAUAUGCUCUUUUAUUGUGUUCCUGGUUUUGUAAACCCCGUCACACUCCUUCGAUGCGUGUCCUUUCAAAUGUCGGUGGUGUUGACGGUUAAUAGCUAGUUAUUGCAUUUCAUAUUAGUCCUUCUCAACCUCCUUGUGCACAUCACUUUAUUCAGCUAG